AUGUCGGACUCUGUAGAUCGAGUCUUUGUUCAUGCCCUCAAUACCGUUAAGAGGAUUCCCCGGACCGGCACUGCACGACCUCCUGCCGCCCAGCGCUUGGCCCUCUAUGGCUUAUACAAGCAGAGUAUGGAGGGGGAUGUGGAGGGUGUAAUGGAUCGACCGAUUGGGAACACACCGGAGGUGCAUGCGGAGUGCGAGAAAUGGGAUGCCUGGUACGCGCAGCGCGAUCUAUCCCGCACCGAAGCCAAACGCCGCUACAUCUCCACGCUAAUCAACACAAUGCACGAGUACGCCUCGCAAACACCGGACGCGCGCGAGCUAGUCUCCGAGCUAGAGUUUGUCUGGGACCAGAUAAAAUACAACGCCUCCUCAUCCUCCGGCUCCGGUCGUCUGAACACCGUCGGCGUGCCGCCCUUAUCGCGCAGUGCGUACGGGAGUAUCGGGAGUCGGCUAGCACAGUCCGAGGAAUUCGACCGUCCCGAUCGACGGACAGAUACGAGUCGCCGGGACCGUGAUUCCCGGCUACGGGUUCUCAGCCCCGUUAGCCAGCCAGAGGAAGAGGAGUAUUACCGACGACGAAUGCGGAUUGACGACGACCAGCGUGAUGAGGAGGACGACGAGGAGGACGAGGAGUUCGAAGAAGCCCGUGAUAGCUUAUACGAAGCACAAGCAGACGAUGACGACCGCUCUGAGCAUAGCACUACCACACACUCAAACACGUAUACUAAUUCCGAGCAUUCACAUCGACGGCCGCCGCAUCGCCGGAAUACGGCUUCCGGGGUUAGUUUGGAUAGUAGUCGGAAUGGGAAUGUGCGGGAUUCAGCGUCGCAGUCUGGGAAAGAUACUCGCUGGCGCAGACGAGUCGAGCAGGCCUUGACGAAGAUGACGGCUGAGAUUGCGGCUGUGAGGGAGCAGAUGGAGGUUCGGACUCUGGCGCAAAGGCGCAGGUCUGGGCUGUGGGCUUGGUUGAAGUGGAUUGUUUGGAUUGCUGUGCGGCAGAUCUUGUUUGAUAUUGCUAUGCUCGGUGGUCUGCUGAUUUAUAUGCGGUUGAAGGGGGACCGACGGGUCGAGAAUCGGCUUAAGACGGGCUGGGCGGCGGUUAAGGCGAGACUUGGGAGGAUUAAGCUCCUGAAGGUAAUUGAUAUGCCUAUCUUGCCGUGA
Messenger RNA from Penicillium bovifimosum, 1161 nucleotides. RefSeq names its product acyl-CoA-binding domain-containing protein. Bases 1 to 1161 code for a protein of 386 amino acids. NCBI's taxonomy places the organism in Eukaryota, Fungi, Ascomycota, Eurotiomycetes, Eurotiales, Aspergillaceae. Gene Ontology annotation, biological process: fatty acid metabolic process. The record is from RefSeq and is a predicted model, not a curated record. Gene Ontology annotation, molecular function: fatty-acyl-CoA binding. The transcript is spliced from 4 exons.